Molecule: messenger RNA, 5385 nt
Organism: Zootoca vivipara (common lizard)
Lineage: Eukaryota; Metazoa; Chordata; Lepidosauria; Squamata; Lacertidae
Source: RefSeq, a predicted model, not a curated record
UUGUUGGGGUUAUUUUUAGAUACUAUCUGUAUAACCAGGAAUAACAACAACAAUUUAUUUAUAGACUGCCCGUCUGGCUGGGUUUCCCUAGCCACUCUGGGCAACUCCCAAUAGAAUAUUAAAAACACAAUGAAUACAUCAAACAUUAAAAGCAUCCCUAAACAGGACUGCCUUCUAAAAAGUCUAGUACUGUAUAUUCCUGCGUAUAAGACUACUUUUUAACCCAGGAAAAUCUUCUCAAAAGUCAGGGGUCGUCUUAUACGCCGGGUCGUAUUUCUUAUAUGGCGAAUAUAUCCCAAACUCUAUAUUUUAACUGGAAAAGUUGGGGGUCGUCUUAUACGCCCAGUCGUCUUAUACGCCGGAAUAUACGGUAGUUGUUUUUCUCUUUGACAUCUGGUGGGAGGGCAUUCCACAGGGCGGGUGCCACUACCGAGAAGACCCUCUGUCUGGUUCCCUGGAAUUUCGCUUCUUGCAGUGAGGGAACCGCCAGAAAACCCUUGGAGCUGGGCCUCAGUGUCUGGGCUGAGCGAUGGGGGUGGAGACGCUCCUUCAGGUAUCCUGGGCCGAGGCCUUUUAGGGCUUUAAAGGUCAGCACCAACACUUUGAAUUGUGCUCGGAAACGUACUGGGAGCCAAUGUAGAUCUUUUACGACCAGUGUUCUGUGGUCUCGGCGGCCAUUCCCAGUCACCAGUCUAGCUGCCGCAUUCUGGAUUAUUUGUAGUUUCCGGGUCACCUUCAAAGGCAGCCCCACUUAGAGCGCAUUGCAGUGGUCCAAGCGGGAGAUAACUAGAGCAUGCACAACUCUGGUGAGACAGUCUGUGGGCAGGUCGGGUCCCAGCCUGCAUACCAGAUGGAGCUGGUAGACAGCUGCCCUGGACACAGAAUUGACCUGCGCCUCCAUGGACAGCUGUGAGUCCAAAAUGCCUUCAGAGGCACAAUUACCCCAUUCAUGAUCAGGGAGUCCUCUCUUAUUAUAAUUAUGACUGGAAUACCCAAAGGUUGGGGCAUUUAGGAAAUUGGGAGCAUCUUGGUAAUAAAAGUGAAUGUAUUGCCUAGAAUGUUAUUUUUAUUCCAAUCUAUACCGAUAGUGGAGCAGGGCACUUUAAACAAUGGCAAAAGGACAUAUCUAAAUUUAUCUGGCAGGGGGAAAGCCAAGGAUUAAAUAUAAGUUACUAAUGGAUGCCAAGGAAAGAGGUGGAUUCUCUCGCCAGAUUUAAAGUUAUAUUAUGAGGUGUCCUGCCUCUGCUGGCUUUGUUAAUGGAUAACGUUAAAGAAUUCAGAUAUAUUAGAUCUGGAAGGUUAUGAUAACAGAUUUGGAUGGCAUGCAUAUGUUUGGUAUGAAAAAUAAAAGUACAUAAGGGAUUCCUGAACCAUGUAAGAAAAUUCAUUUAUGCUGUAUGGGAAAAAUAUAAAAAUAUUUUAGAAGGUAAAACUCCAUGGUGGUUAUCACCAUUGGAAGCAAUAUUAGUUAAAAACACAAACAAACAUGAAAGAUGAAUGGGCAACCUACAAAGAACUGUUAACCGAAGUAGGAAACCAAUGAAAGGUGGGGGAAAAAUUGAGGAUAUAAGACAUUUAUUAACAGAUUGGUUACAAUACCACCAACUAAACGAUCUGUUUAGGUUGGACAAAGGAUUGGGUUUCAGUAAAGAGUUGUCAAGGUUUGAAAAGGAUUUGUUGGGAAAUAAUGAGAAACUAUUAUAAAAAAUGCAUAAACUAUUGUUGGAAUGGGAAACUAAAGAUGAAAAGGUAAAAGCAGUAAUGAUUCAUUGGGCAAAAGAUGUAGGGUAUAAUAUACAACUUGCUGAUUGGGAAAGAUUAUGGAGGGAGGAUUUGAAGUUCACAGCAUGCUGUACAUUGAAAGAAAAUUAUAUGAAAAUGAUGUACCAAUGGUAUUUGACUCCCACAAGAUUAGCGAAUUGUGUACAAAAACACAACCAACAUAUGUUGGAAGUGUAAAGAGAAUGAAGGCACGUUCUACCACAUGGGGUGGAUGUGCAGAAAGGCUAGAGCAUUCUGGGAAAUUAUAUAUAAUGAACUGGAAAAAAAUGUUUAAGAUAACAUUUGUUUUAAAAAAAAACCGGAAGCUUUUUUAAUAGGCAUAACAGGAGAAGAAAUACAAAAGGACUUAAAAAGACUCGUUAUGUAUGCAACGACAGCUGCAAGAAUGCUUUUUGCCCAGAGAUGUGACAAAGAGGAAAUGCCAACCAAGAAAGAGUGGAUAGUGAAAAUGAUGGACUAUGCAGAAAUGGCGAAAAUGACUGGGAAGAUCAGACACGCAGAUGAUUGUAAAUUUUAAAAAGAAUGGUAUAAAAUUAUAGAGUACAUUAAGGAACAAUUAAAGAUUAAAAGACGUUAGCAGGAUUGAUUUAGCACUUGUAAUUUUUAAUAGGUAAAGGAUUAAAUAAGGAUUUAAUUAAAGUUGGAUAUAUGUAAUUAAAUGCGGUUAAAAUUAAAAAAUGUAUCUGCAGAAAACCAGAAGGGGGAGGAGGGAAGUCUGGGGGUUCAGGGAUUCCCGCAAUUGUAUAAAUAUUGUUAAAUUUAAGUUUGAAUGAUGUUAAUGAUGAAAAACUGAAAAUAUAUUUUUUAAGGGAAAUGUCAUUCAGAUUGAAAUAUUUUUUGUGUAAGUUUAGCUGUACUAGACUUUAUUAACUGACUAGUGUGAUAGUUAAUUUUAAAUAAAAUAUUUCUGGAAUUGAAAUGGCUACACUGUCAUGAGAAUAUAAGUUAUGUGAGUCAAGUUUGUGUGUUUUUGGUAUAGCACAAAUUUACCUUACAAUGUUCAUUGUUUCAGGUUUGGUCAACGGGCAGAAUAAAAUCAUUGCAAUUCUGAUGCAGUAUUUCCACCCAAAACCUCCUGUGGCUAACCAUGGCCUUCUCUGAGGGUGGUCAGCCCCAGAACCUAGCAGAGGGGCUUCUGGGCAGGAUCGGCCAAAUACUCAGUCUGCUUACUCCACCUAGAGCAGUCUGAAAGGUACUAUCUCUACAUGCCCAAGAAGGUGGUGGUAUUAUUUACUGAUAUCAUGUGCUAGGUAUACAUAAUGCCUUAUAGCAGGAGAGGGGAACUUUUGUCCUACAGGCCAGUCUUACCCCACCAAUGGUCCAAUUUGACCCAUGAGGUCAUUUCCCUCAAAUCACACCCACUUGCAAAUCAGAUGGCAUAACUUUAGGGUUUAAUCCUGCAUUAAUACAGGGAACAGGAUUAAACAGCCAAGGCAUCAUCAGCUGAUGAGUAUAGAUAAAAGCCCUUGGCAAAAGCUCUGGUUGAAGCAGCCUGCCCAUUGUUAAGCCAAUGUUAGUGGCAGCAGGGCAGGUUAAGGCUUACAUAAGGGUUACAUAGGCCAGAAGUGCCUGGAAAGUAGAGCAGGAUCUAUGAGGAUCUCUCACAGCAGAGAUCCUGCAGUAGAUGGCAAGGCUUUCUGUCUCUCACUUGUCUUAACAAAAUUAGCAACAACGUGACUUACCUAAUUAGGCUGUAAAAAUGAAAAACGAUAAUCAGGAAUGCAUUUUCCUGUGAGCUCAGCUCAGCUGAAAACACAUGGCCAGGCUUCAGAAUGUGCUCAGAAGCAACCUGUCCUUUCAUUCUAACUUCAUGUCUCUUGAACUUAGCUUUGGGUGGAUGUUCUUGUAGUGAAAAAUAAAGUUGAUCCAAACAAGCCUGAAGUCUACCUUCCCCUGACACAGGCAGCAUUGAGAGGCUCUAAUUAGACAGUUGGGAGAGAAAGGAGGGGAAUGGGCAAGCUGGUGGAGAACCUCAGGGCUUGGAGUGGGAGACAAAUGCCGGCCUCCAGCUCUUUUCACCUGGCCUCCAGGGCUCUUGCCAAGCUAUACUUCACACCGGUCCUCCUUUGCAAACUCCCUUGAGCAUUUGUACCUGGUUGGAACAUAUUGUUGAGAUAGUGCUUGCUGGCCUGGAUAGAUAGAGGAUAUUGAAACCAGUCCUCUGCACAAAGGUAGAAUUCAACAUUUGUUGGACGGCCCACUUUUGCCUAUGCCGCUGCCCACCACCGAUACGUAGCGCCCCCCACCCCCAGUCAUUUGCCUUGAAGGGAAUGUGUCCCGUGAGCUAGAAAAGGUUUCCCACCCAUUGCCUGAAAUUCGGUUACAUCUGGAAUGGGGUGAAGUAGGAAGGGAUGGAUUUAAAGGUUGCACCAUGCACAUGUUCAGGGAGGCAGUCGCUGUGCAGGGAGAGUGGGAGGGUGAAACAAGGGGUUGCCUUUGCGACUCAGUAUCUGCACAGUAAGGGGUGGGAGAGAGCUGCAUUUUUUCCCCUGUCCAGGCACACUGGACGAUACCAGAGUCUAGUCUUCUAAUAUAUGCAUCCGUUCCUCAGGUUGCCUGUGUGCCUCGUUGCCAAAAGCUGCCUUGUAGAAACCCACACCAAACAACCCUUUUUAUUUUCCUCAUUCCUGAAACCUCCAAACCUGGUUGACUUCUCAGGGUGCAUUUUGCACAUUCCUGCUAGCAAGCCUGAAGGAUACGCCUAGUUCAGUCAUUGCUGGAAGGACAGAGAACAAGUAGUGAGAUCUGACGCAGGCCUCACUUCACCCUGGGAUUGCUGCCGAGCUCCAGCAUCAGCAUGGAGAUGGACACCUGGACUGCUGCAGCAUGAGCUGUAUGGAGGGACAGGAACUCUGCAGGGUGGCUGAUAAGAAAGCAGUACGUUGGGGCACAGACAAAAGUCCCUAGAAAUGGAAGAGAGGAAGGACUCCACAAAGCUGUGCAAAUGCAAGCAGCCUGUGAAAACAGAGUGGGGAGCCCAGUGUGUGGUGUUUACCUACUUCCAAGGAGACAUUAACAGUGUGGCGGAUGAGCACUUCUCUAGAGCAUUGAGCGCAUCCAAAACUCCACAGGAUUUGAGCAGAAAGAACAGUGGUGAGGAUGCAAUUGUACAACAUGAUGAGCUUCUCCUCCACAUUUUCUGGCUGCUGGUUACUUAUAAUGCAGCUGCUGCAGCGACAAGCCCCUAUCCUCCUUCUCUUCUCCAGGGCAUCACACCACCAGCUACAGAGCUAUGGCAGUUGCCUUCAGGGGGCAACCCAAAUUUGACUGCAGCUUCAGUGUACCCUCCCUCUAUGCCCGACAUGCAUAUGACGCAGGGGUCUGUGUCAGAUGGGAAAUACGGGUCCCUGCUGGGUCUCUUGCAACAGGAAAGGUGUCCUUCGUCUGUCCAGGAGCCUCUAAGUUCUGGAUCUGCUUGUCCUACCAGCUCUGCUAGGUUACAAAAUAUGAGCCAGAGUUUAACUUCUGGGGGAGGUAUCCCUGAAAAUGACAGGAGAAGAGAUCUCUACUUUUAGAAAAUGGACACUUUUGUUUAUUGUUUCUGGCACAGAGGAAUCUCCUGUGUGGACAUUUUUUAAAACAACAACAACAACAGCAGCAACC